AAGGUUUUCAGGCAUCACUGCAAAGGGCAGCUAGUAUUUCCAUCCUUGUCUAACAAGCUGUGAGGAGAAGUUGUUUCUGAGAUCUGAGCCUGAAGAGAGGGAACAAGUCAGGCAGCCUUCGUGGUCAGAAGAUAUUGCCUCCUUCCAAGCUACCAGGCCAGGAAGUCCAUUCAGCUGGAAGCCGGGACGGCAGCCUUGUUUUCAUUUAGGCUCCUUUCCUGCCACUUGUUCCACGAUGUAUGUCAAGAGUUAAAAGCUGUCUGAUCCGGCUGUAUUUGAAUUGGCAGAGCAGACCCUAAUUCAGUUAUCUGGUUCUUCCAUUGCAGCCUAAAGACCAUAGAACUCUAAAUCAGGCAGAAGGAAGGGAAGGUGGGAAAAGUACUGAAAAGCAAAAUCCCACAGGGAUCCAAAUGGUCCUCGAGAGAAUGAUCUUAUCCAGAAGCAAUGACCGAGUGGCACAUAAUUGAGCCCCAGGACUGGCCAACCAGAUGAAAAAUAGGCCAGUGGAGCCUACAUGGUAACUUACUGCAUUUGGUGCUGUGAUCCAACUCAUCUCCCCAUCCCUGCAGAGAAACCUGUGACCAUGAGGAGCAGCCUGACCAUGGUGGGAACCCUCUGGGCCUUCCUGUCCCUUGUUACUGCUGUGACCAGUUCUACCAGUUACUUCCUACCUUACUGGCUCUUUGGAUCCCAGCUGGGGAAGCCAGUGUCAUUCAGCAUGUUCCGGAGGUGCAACUACCCUGUGCGGGGAGAGGGACACACUCUGAUCAUGGUGGAAGAAUGUGGGCGCUAUGCCAGCUUCAAUGCCAUCCCAAGCCUAGCCUGGCAGAUGUGCACAGUGGUGACAGGUGCUGGCUGUGCUCUGCUGCUCCUGGUGGCACUAGCUGCUGUCCUGGGUUGCUGCAUGGAGGAGCUCAUCUCCAGAAUGAUGGGACGUUGCAUGGGAGCAGCGCAGUUCGUUGGAGGGCUGCUGAUAAGCUCAGGCUGUGCCUUAUACCCUUUAGGAUGGAAUAGCCCGGAGAUAAUGCAAACGUGUGGGAAUGUCUCCAAUCAAUUUCAGUUAGGUACCUGUCGGCUUGGCUGGGCCUAUUACUGUGCUGGAGGUGGAGCAGCUGCAGCCAUGUUGAUCUGCACCUGGCUCUCCUGCUUUGCUGGAAGAAACCCCAAGCCAGUCAUAUUGGUGGAGAGCAUCAUGAGGAAUACCAAUUCUUAUGCUAUGGAGCUUGACCAUUGCCUCAAACCUUGAGCUUUGAAAGAGGAUUGGAGAGGGUGGGAAAGGGGAGGAGGGAGCCCUGAAAAGAGGUACUAAGGAUUAGGCCAUUUGUCAUCUGUCAUUAGUGUAGCCUAGUGUUUGCAUGCGUUUCAAACUAAUUGUCAUUCAUUUUCACUUAUGUUCAAGCCAGUAGGUCACUGGCUGUUUAUAAAAUUCAUCUAGAGGAAACAUUUUCAGACAUUUACCCAACUGGCAAGUCAUGCUAACUCGAAGACCCAAAGUACCCCUUUAUGCAAAAUAGGAUCCAAAGCUAAGGCUGGGUAAGAAUAGUUGUGCAGGGAGGGAGCACGAGAUGGGCAGAGCUGUUUUCUACCACUCCAUUCACACAGUUCAUUCCCAAGUAUUUAUUGUCACCCCCAAACAUCUCUAGAGUACUACUGCUCAAUUUUUGUGUCGUUAUCAGGAGUAUACCCUGGCUCUUCCUUUUUUUCCUCCUGCUUUUCUCUCCCCUCCCCCUCACCACCCCAUUGUGGGGAAGCUUCAGGGGAGCAGGGAAGGGUGAUUCCCAGUGGUGGGGAAAACAAUAAUCAAGGAUAUUUGCAUUUAGCCUGGAGCCCCUUCCUCAUUAUGCUUUAGAAUAUUCAUAGGAGUUCAAUUUGUAUUCCAGCUGGGUGAUGAGCAAAAAAAUAGAUAGUAGCAAAUAUUCGCUCAUCCUUUAGAGAUAAAGAAAUGGUGUUCAUCAAAUAUACUGAGAAUAGACUAGCAUUUGUGCGGCACUCAAUGAAUUUAAAUUCAUGGUGACAGUGACAAGGAUGUUUCUGCUAGAUAUUUAUUGAAAUUUCUAUCAGAGAUCAUUUUUACUGACUAGGAAAUCCACAGUGGCCUUUUACCCCCUAUAGUCACUCUUAAUGUGACAUAAGUUCAUCUGCCUGUUUCAAAGACUGUUCAUCAAAUGAUCUCUCCUCCAUCUGGGGCGAGUUAGCCACAAAAGAACACAGCACUGAUGUCACCUAGGGCUGAUGUAUUUUUAGGCCUGGACUCCAUCCCAUCUGUGCUCAAGGUUGAUAGAUGGUGUAGAAGAACUUGGUGUCUCCUGGGGGCAGACUUUGUCUCGCUCCUCCCCCCCAGUUAAUUCAGGCCAGCUCUAUUGUUCCAUAACUACAGCUAUUGUUCCGUAACUACAGCUUUACGGAAUGGGGAGGGCCCGUGAUUCAAAAGGCCAGCUCAUCUGUUUCUAUUCUUAAUAAUUCCAGCAUGGUUUUGGUACAGCCCUACCUAGAGGGAUAGAAAUAGAAAAAAACUGGCUUCAGAAGUUGUAUGCUAUCUCAUGAGAGGUCAGAGUUCUUAUAUUGGCUUUACAUAGGUAAGUGAAUUUAAAUGCUUCCUCCAUCUAUAGUUGAUUCAUUCAUUGAGUCACUCAUUUAGAAAACAUUUCUUGAGCAUCUUACUGUAUGACACAUUCUGUGCUAAGUUCUGGGGAUAAAAGGACAAAGACAGUUUCUCACCUUAAAAGGGAUAGUGGUGAGGUAUUGAGAGACAUGUCAAUAAGUACUCAUCAGUGUAUUAAGUGCUAGAAAAGUGAAGAAGAGUAGCUAAAGGAUCACAGAGAAGCCAUUAAACCAACUUGGCAUGAAAGGGUUCAUGGGAAAGCAUCCUAGCAAAGAAGAUGGGUCUGAGAGAUGAAUAGCAGGAGCUUUGUCAGAAAAGGUAAAGAGUACACAAGAUAAGCAAUGAUGGCAGCCAAGUCAUGGAGACAGCAUUAGAAUGACAUAUGGGUAUAAAAAGAGAGGUGGCAAAAGCUGAAGUUGAAAAGGGAAGCAGUAACCAGAUUCUGUUGGACCCUUUACUCCAGAAUAAGGCGUUUGAAUUUUAUCCUAAAGAAGGGUCAUUGAAAGGGAAGUGACAUGAACAAACCUGUAGCUUUCAAAGAUAAGUUUGGCUAAAGUGAGGAGAAUGAAAGAAAAGAAGAGAAUAACUAGAGAUAUUUCAAUAAUCUCGGUAUAAAACGAUCAAGGCCUGGAGGAAGGUAGUGAUUGUGAGGCUGGAGCAGACGGAUGAAUUUGAAAGAAGAUAUUUAGGAAGUACAUGCCACAGGAUUUAUUGUCUAAUGGAUAUGUGUAUGUAUUGGCAAGUGAAAAUCUUGGGAUGACCACUCUGGUAUGUGGGCGACUCCUAUCAUGAGGAUGGCAAAUGCAAGAUGAAUAACAGGUGGUAGGGAACUGGUGAUUGAAUUCGUGUAAAGUAUUAUCUCCCUCAUGGAACUGCAUUAAGUGUUUAAGGUAAGGCCAACUUGAACAUACCUCACUGGGAAGGAAGCAAUGUAAUGUGUUUGCAGCAUCUCCUUUCUUUAAGAAAGAUGACUAAGAACAGCUAAAACAAAAAUGCAACUAGCUUAAACCUCAGUUUUAUUGUGUAGACACAAUAAUGUAACUUUAAUUUAGGAGGGCCCACUGUAUAGAUAAUAUGUCAAAUAUUUGAGAAAAGGCAGAUAGCUCACUUCAGAAAAGGUAGUUGGAUCAGGCGAUCACUCUUCUCAGGCUAGGCAACCUUCUGGAAUUCUGUAGGAUAGACUUUGUCAAAGUGAGUGUAUAAGUCAGAAUCCUGCCAAGAAACAGAUGGUAUACUCAAGGAGUUUAGCUGAGAUGAGCUUAGUGAAGGGACAAUUUAUGAUGGUGUGUGCAGGGUUAAGGGAACUUACCAGUGAUCGUGAGGCAUAGAAAGACUAUGAACAGUGAGGGGUUGUUAUUAUUAUUACUCCUAACACUGAAAGGACAAAGGGAAGAAACAGUGUUAUUGGCACCUGGUAAGUACUGCAUAUGUACAAGAGGGGCUGCCUCACAGGAGCUGUUGCUUCAGGUAACACAAUAUAGUCUCUGCCCAAAUGCAGUAAGGAGGGAGAGAGGGGAAUUAACACCCAUAUCUCACUCUCUUUCCACUCUUUGAUCUCCUGCCAGUGCCUAUCAUUAGCCAGUCCCAGCCAUAUGGCAGCUGGCAAAGAAGCCUGUUGCAAUAGCCCAUUGAGGUCAGACUCCUUUGGCAUAGAGCAUGGCAGGGAAAGGUGGAGAAUGAAGCUUGGGGUUAUGAGGGGCCAAUGGAAAAUAACAUUUCAGUGAGUGCUCUUAGCCAUCAGACAAUGCCAUUGCCUUAUGCACUGCUUCCCAGCAAGUAUAUGCUUUGCUUUCCUCCGUGGCCCAGAUGCUUAAACACACUGUGAAGUAAUUGGACACUGGAAAGGAGACUGAAGAGGAAGGGGUUAAUUUGAAAGAACACUUUAAAUAACUAUCACCUUGGAGGAGUUAGUUGCAGGUGAAGUAAGUUGGAAUGUUUUCUCCUCUUUUCCAAUGAAAGGAAACUGGAUUUAAAAGAUAUAUAUAUUUUUUUCUGUGAAGAAACCAGGUCUGCAGGGGCUUAUAUUCAAAGAGGGAUCUAGCCCCAUGUUCAAUUCAAAUUAAAAUUCCUCCUUGCCUAUGUCUGGUUUCUUUUCUGCCAGGCCUUGUUUUUACAUAGAUGCCUGGCAAGACUUGGUUCUUUUCCCCGUGGCCUGGAGCAAACUUUUAGAAGCUAAAUCUGUGUCUUGGGCUGCUAUUGUACAGAAAGGAAGGACAGCCCAUGGGUCAGGUGGAGGCUGAAUGAGGUGAAAACCUAAGAGACUCUGCAGUUUGUCCCAUGCCUAGCUGGCUGUCAUGUUCCUUACCUGGGCAUGCAGGCCGAGUGUCUAACUAUGGGCCCAUUCUGACCCUGGAACCACUUAGAUCUUGGGGAGGGAGUGAGAGGUAGGAGGUGAUUAAUCUGGGCUAACUCACAGUCCAUUUAGUAUUUCAUAAGAGCCCAUUUUGCAAGAUACUCCUUACAGAAAAUAAUCUCAGAUGGGCAACAACUUCCCAAUUGGCAUGCUUUUGUGUCUAGAGGAUUGAAAUUUCUACACCUUGGCUAGCAAGUGUUAAGUCACUAGGGUAUGUCUUCAGUGGUGCUGUCUCUCUAAUGUCACACCUCAUUACCUCUGCUCUCAGAGGAGUAGCUGCCUUUAUUCACUUACAGCUGCUAGUGACUUCCAGGCAGUGGGUUCUGCCUUGUGGGAGUGAGCGUGUGACCUGAGCCAAGAUGGAAAGGUUCUGGUCUCUGGGAAAGGAGUUCUGGCUUAUGCAAGAGUAGAUGACAAUACAAAGUCUUGGCUGGAUGAGGGAAAACCCUGUGAGGAUGAGGGAAUGAGGAAGCUUCUGGGAAGCGGAGGCUUUAUAAAUUUGUCAAACAAAUUGUACUAAGGAAAGGUCUAGCUCCUUCAAUAUGUGAUGGGGACCCUUUCUUCUGAGUCUGGCAUUCACUCUCUGUAGAAACAUUCAUAUUAAUUUAAAGUAGUUUCAAGAUGGUAUUUGGUCCCUAGGAAGCCUGGUGAUGGGAAAAAUGGAACUUUCAAGAAAACUAAUACUGAAUAUAUUUUGUAAAGGAUGGAAGGCAUCCUACUUGGUGGCUUGAGGGGAAAGGUGUGCUAUUUCUAAAACUCACAAUCAAUCUCCAGCCAUACCCAGUAAAGCUUUCUUAGUAGACAGCAGUCAGGGCUCUUCCAAACAAUCAUAGCUACCUUGUGUCCUUGGUUAAGAGCAUUUUCUUAGCUGCAGUGGUGCUGGAGUUGAAAGAUACUUAUUACUGGUCUGUCUCUCUCAGAUGUAGAGAAAUGCAUUUUAAGCUUCAUUUUUUCAUUUACUUCUGAGAUUUGGCUCUCCCAGGGAGAUCUCCCAGAUCUCUUCUCUAAACUCGUCAAACCCCCACUGAGUCCUCAAAGCUAACAGCAAAUAAACAGUUGCUAUGUGUGCACACAAAUAAUUUAGAUUUUCAUUAUACAGAGCUGCUGAUAUGUUAGGAGGCAGAAGUAGGGGGAGACAAAAUGCUAGGUUUUGAUGGCAAUGCCAUAUUCUUCUCCUUCCUCCCCCUCCAGAAAUGAGGCCCAGAGAACAGUACUUGGGAGUCAGGGAGUGGCGGGGGCGGGGGGUAUCAGGGCCAGCCAGCAUCCACAUUGGCAGGACCCUGAUGUUGGCUCCCUUUCAUGUAGUGUCUCUGCUACAUGAAAGAGACAUUAGAAGAGGUGGUAGAAACUACAGAUGAGAAUCAAAGCUGGUAGAAAGUUCAAGAGGGAAAAAGGGUAAAUAAAGAAAUAAAUAUCAGAACCACUCCAGAGAAACAGUAUCUCCUCCCACUGUGGCUUAUUAGAAUUUCAUUUGGGACACUUCGACUUUCUUUCGAAGAUAUCUCAGUAUCUUCUGCACUAAAACAUCGCCCUCCUAGGCAACAUGGUAAAGUGAAGUCAGUCCAGGAUUUGGAGUCGGACAAAUCAAGGUUUGAAUCUCAGCUUCAACAUUUAUUAGCUGUGUGUCCUUGGGCAAAGCAGUUAACUGAGCUUACUAACAUUCUAAGAUAACACUGGCUAUUGACUCCACAAUUCUCAGCAACUAUAGAAGGAGUUAAUCAUUCGGUGGCCCCAUUCAUUUUAAUUUGCAUUCAUUAUUCUAACGUAGUGAUUUUUAAUCCUGGUUGACAUUAGAAUCUCCUGGGAAGCUUUUAAAAAAUUUUGAUGCUUUUGUCCAUCCAGUUCACCUGAGUCAGAAUCUGUAGAUGCCACUACACCAUACCACCCUCUCUUUAUUUUUGCUAUCAUCUACUGACCUCCUAGUCAUCCCUCAUUCAUAAGGACUUUAGCACCUGGCUCAGUCUCUUUUCUAUUUUUAUUUCUUUCAUCCUUUUAGAAAUUUCAACAUCAUGUGAACCACUCUUCCAAUUUAUUGGCCUCUAAACUCUUUGACUUCUUUACCUCCAAUAAUAUUUUUUUUCUACCCAACCUUUGUAGCUCCCACUCUUGGCAUCAACAAUAAAUACACAAUCACUAAAGUCCUGAUGUCAAAUCUCCCAUUCCUGACCAACACUCCUUAUUCUUUCAUCUCAUGUUUUUUAACAUCCUCACUCUACCAACUAUUUGACCCCAUCCUAGCUGCACAACUAUAGUCCCUAGUUUAUCAUUGUAAUCACCCCUUGCAUAAAUGUUCCACUCUUUUCCCCUCUUUAAUUCUGCCAUAUAUUUAUCAAAAAAAAAAAAACCCUAGCUCUGGUUAAACGUAAUAAUUUCUCUGCUCGAUGCUUGCACCAAGUUCUCAACUAUUUAGAGAGAAAAACUAGCUACCCUUGCACCUUUUCCUUGUCUAUUCUCACCCCCUUGGUGAGUUCAUUCAAUCUCAUGGCUUUACCUGUUAUCUAUACCCUUGCCACACAAAGGGUGGGCUAUGGUCCAAAAGUGUCAGUAUCACAUUGAGAAUGUAUUAGAAAUUUAGAAUCUUGGCUCCACUCCAGGCCUACUGAAUCAGAAUCUGCAUUUUAACAAGAUCCCUAAGUGAUCAUUUGCAUUGAAGUUUGAGAGGCACUGAUCUGCAUCAAUGGUUAUCAUCUUUGAUUGCAAACCAGAAUCAACUAUGAUUUUCUAGUGCCAAUAUCUACUUUCAGAAGCUCUAAUUUAAUUGGUCUAGGGUAGGGCCUGGAUAUAUAUAAAUUUUGUAAGCCAUCAUGUGAUUUUAAUGUUCAGCAUAGACUGACAACCACUGACUUAAGUACUGAUGACUCCCAAGUUAAUAUCUCUAGGCCAAACGUCUCUGAACUUCAGGCUCAAAUGUUCAACUACUUACUCCAUGUCUCUACUUGGAUGUCUAGUAGACUUGACAGAGUGUACAUAUCCAUAACCAAGAUCCAAAUCUUCCAAUCCUAAACCCAUUCCUUGUAAUCAUCCGCAUCUUACUAACUAAAGGGCACUAUACUUACCGGGUAUCCCCUUCUACCUCCUUGGGUGGCCCUUCUCAUCCUUUUUUGGAUCAUCUGCCUAUGUUCAACCUCCCAGUGUUGAAAUGAUCCAGGGUACAUAGCUCCUCUUGAUAUCUAGAAUCUCCCCGGGUGAUCUCAUUUACAUGCUGAUGAUGCUCUGAUUUAAACAUAGUCAUGUUGCUCAAAUUUAACCUGUGCAACAGGAAAUUAUUAGUUUUCUCCUCCAACCGGACCAGCGCUUCUGCCAAAACCUGGGAAUAAUCUCUGAUGUUUUUCCUUCCCUGGGCUGCUACCUUCAAUCCAUGUGCAAAUCUUAACAAGUCUACUUCCAAAAUAUAUUCCUUACAUACACAUUUCUCUUAUCUCUACUAUUACAACUCUAAGACAUCAAUGACAAAAAAGUUUUAGCAAACUGAGACUAAAAAGGAAUAUUCUGGCCAGGUGCAGUGGCUCACGCCUGUAAUCCCAGCACUUUGGGAGGCCGAGGCAGGUGGAUCACGAGGUCAGGAGAUCAAGACCAUCCUGGCUAACACGGUGAAAUUCCGUCUCUACUAAAAAUACAAAAAAUUAGCCGGACGUGGUGGCGGGCGCCUGUAGUCCCAGCUACUCGGGAGGCUGAGGCAGGAGAAUGGCAUGAACCCGGGAGGUGGAGCUUGCAGUGAGCCGAGAUCACGCCACUGCACUCCAGCCUUGGCGACAGAGCGAGACUCUGUCUCAGAAAAAAAAAAAAAAAAAAAAAAAAAAAGGAAUAUUCUACCCUGGUAACAGAUAUCUAUCAAGCCUCUAGCAAACAUUGUACUAAAUAAAAAAAAAAAAUUUAGAAGCAUUCUAGUUUAAAACGGAAAAAAAGGACAAAGAUAUUUCAGCUCACAAUUGCAACAAAAAGUAUAGGGUACCUAAGACUAAAUCUUACAACAGAUGCGGAAAAGUUAUAAAGCAACAUGGGAAAAGACAAAAAGGAUUCAUAAAUAGGUUUCAUGAAUGGAAAGACUUGAGAUCUUUUUUAAAGCAUGUCAGGUUUUUUUCAGAAUGAAUUUAUAGAUUCAAUGCUGUUCCAAUAAAUAUUCUAUCUUUUUUUAGUGUAAAUUUACAUGCUCAUCUUCACAUUUGUGUUCAGAUAUCAAGACUUAAAGCUAUAAUGAUUAACAAGUGUGGUAGUGACACAGAGAUGAACAAAUGGAUAAAUGGAACAGAAUAGAGGAUCAAGAAACACACUCAUGAUUAUAAGGAAACUAGAUAGAUAUGAUAGAAAUAGCAUUAUUAAUCAAUGAGGGAAGGAUAGACAAAUUCAACAAAUGAUAAUAUUUCAGAAAUGAAAUUAUAUCCCUAAAACACUCCAUUUAUAAGAAUCUUAAUUCCAGAUGGAUUAAUGACCUAAAUGUGAAACAAUUCAAACUUUGAAAAGAUAACCUAGAAAAAAUAUUGUUUUGACUUUAAUAUAGAAAGGAACUUCUAAAAAAGACACAAAAGGCACAGCCCAUAAAACAAAAGAAUGAUACACCUGACUAAAUUAAAAUUUGAAAACGUCUGUUUAAUGAAAAGGUCAGCUUGACUUUUCUGGUCCCCUUCUGUUGGGAGUGGGCUGUGUGACUAGUUCUAGCUAGUGGGUUGUGAGCAGCAGUGAUGUGUGCCACUUCCAAGCUGGAUUAUUAGUAUUUGCCAGUGUGAGCCCUUCUAGAGAUCUCCUUUCCCUCUCCCAUGGCGACACAAAGUACUCUUGUUGAAAACAACGUGGAUCCUGGAGUGAGGAAGCACUCCCAGCCAACUAAUGGUGCACCUGUGAUCAAAAAGAUACAUUUGCUACUUUAAAAAGCCUUAUUAAUGAACAGUAUCAUAAGCAAAAUGAAAGGGUAAGCCUCAGAAUGGGAGAAAAUAUUUGUAAAGCUAAAGCUAAUGAAGGAUUAAUAUGAAAACAAUUUAAAGAGCUACAAAUCAAUAAGGAAAACAUAAAUAACUCAAUAAAAAUAAAACACAGGCAGAGGGUAUGAUUGAGUAAUUAACUUAGGAGGAAACUUGAUAGGCUGCUUAACUACCUAAACUCAGGGAAAUACAAAUUAAAGUAACAAGAAGAUACAAUUUGUAUCCAUAAGUUAGGUAAAAAUGUAAAAGGCCAUUUACAGCAAGUGCUGGAAAGAAAUAAGAACUGUCAUCAUUGCUGGCUCAAAUAUAAAUUGGCAUAGACACUUUGGAGAAGAAUUUUUCAAUAUCUUGUAAAGAUGAAGAUCUAGGUGUAUAUGUAAUUUCACCUCUAUGAAUUUGCUGUGGAGAAACUCUAGCACAACAGCAGACAAAGACAUUUACAGUUAUGACGGUCAAUGUCAUUGAUAUCUGGAAUAGAAAAUGUCAAAUAUUUACCAGUGGGAGAAUAGAAAAAUAAAUUCGAUAUAUUUAUUUAAUGGAAGUUAAAAUGAAUGACUUGGAGUCACAUGUGUGAAUGCAUCUAAAAAUCAUAAUGUUGAGUAAGUAAAGCAAGUUGCAGAAUGGCUUCAGAGUAUACCUUUUCCAUAAAGUUUGAAAACAUGUAAAACAAUACUACAUAUUUGUUAUGGAAUAUAUUUUUGUUCAUCAAGUAUUCAUGCCGCCUCACACUACAUCUUUUGGAAGAGUAUAGUUUCCCAGUCUAUUGAUGCCUUGGCCAUGAGAUUCACUUUGUCCAGUAGAGUAUUUGGGUAGAACUGAUAAUGUAAGAAUUCUGAGUCAAGGCCUUAAGAAGCAUCAUAUUUUUGUUUUGUUUCUUUGGGAGUUUCUGACCUCCACAAUGAGAAGCACAUGUCACCUGAGACUAUCCCUUCAGUUUCAGCCUCAGAAUGAAAAUACAUGAAUGAUUGCUGCCCCAGCUGACAUAGAGACCUGGGAACAAGAGAGUAAAUGCUUGUUGUUGUAUGAUACUAGGUUUGAAAUACAUGAAAAACUGAACUAUGCAAUGUUCAUAUGCCAGAACAUAUGUAAUGUAUGUGUAUGUAAUACAAACAGGAAUAAUA
Molecule: messenger RNA, 10992 nt
Organism: Pongo pygmaeus (Bornean orangutan)
Lineage: Eukaryota; Metazoa; Chordata; Mammalia; Primates; Hominidae
Gene: LHFPL1
Product: LHFPL tetraspan subfamily member 1
Exons: 4
Coding region: 515-1246 (243 amino acids)
Cellular component (GO): membrane
Source: RefSeq, a predicted model, not a curated record